Diceros bicornis minor is the source of this 5119-nucleotide messenger RNA. It is a transcript of the gene DUSP18, whose product is annotated as dual specificity phosphatase 18. Bases 418 to 984 code for a protein of 188 amino acids. Lineage: Eukaryota; Metazoa; Chordata; Mammalia; Perissodactyla; Rhinocerotidae. The transcript is spliced from 2 exons. The record is from RefSeq and is a predicted model, not a curated record. Gene Ontology annotation, biological process: protein dephosphorylation. Gene Ontology annotation, molecular function: MAP kinase tyrosine/serine/threonine phosphatase activity.
GGCGCGUUGCCGUGGAGACGGGCUGGGCGAGAUGGGUUGGCCUGCAGAGCGCUGAGCAGAUCCUACUGCUUGUUCACGACUGCUGUGGUUGCCGCGUGAUCGCGGGGCAGGUAACCAGGUGAGUCCGGGCAGGGCAGCUCCAAGGAGGGAGACGAAGCCGGGGUUUCUCCGAAGAAGUCGAUUCCUCCCCGCGACGAGGGACCAUUGCUAUGGAAACCAGAGCGCCCGGCCGGCAGGGAUUGUGGCUCUCGGGUCGUGACCCGUCUUGUCUCUCCCUGACACCUUCGGCCAAGGCUUCGUGUGCGAUUGCUUCGUGAACGAACCUGCCCUCCCGCCCGCAGGAGAGAGUUUUCCAUGACGCAGCCUAGCAGAAAGAUGCAGCUUUUAUGCCUCACUGGCCACUGACCCACCAGCCUGAUGACAGCACUCCCGUGUACCUUCCCGGUUCAGUUCCGGCAGCCCUCGGUCAGCGGCCUCUCACAGAUCACUAGCAGCCUGUAUAUCAGCAAUGGAGUGGCCGCCAACAACAAGCUCAUGCUCUCCAGCAACCACAUCACCACGGUUAUCAACGUCUCGGUGGAGGUGAUGAACACCUUAUACGAAGACAUCCAGUACAUGCAGGUGCCUGUGGCCGACACGCCUGUCUCACGUCUCUGUGACUUCUUUGACCCCAUCGCCGACCACAUCCACAGUGUGGAGAUGAAACAGGGCCGCACGCUGCUGCACUGUGCCGCCGGCGUGAGCCGCUCAGCUGCCCUGUGCCUCGCCUACCUCAUGAAGUACCACGCCAUGUCCCUGCUGGAUGCCCACACGUGGACCAAGUCCUGCCGGCCCAUUAUCCGGCCCAACAACGGCUUUUGGGAGCAGCUCAUCCACUAUGAGUUACAGCUGUUUGGCAAGAACACUGUGCACAUGGUCAGCUCCCCUAUGGGGGUGAUCCCUGACAUCUACGAGAAGGAGGUCCGUUUGAUGAUUCCACUGUGAGCCAUCCCACCAGCACCUGCACUGGGGCCAGAGGUGCCGAUCUGCCAUUGAUCCAACACCAAGAUCUGAACUUGAACGUUCUACUUUUGUUGAUGCAGAAAAAUCCAGAUGAUGCCUUUUAUAAGGGCAAGAAAAAAGGAAGAGUACUGCAGCUGUAACCUUGUAAUCCAUAUCUUUAAAGAUUAAACUUACUAAAUGUAAGAUGGUGAAGAUAAGUUUCCUACCCUAUGAUUGACAGGUCCUGGCUGCUGGCAAGAGGGGAGGGUGAGGCAGGUGGUGCCCAAGUCAAAUAGACCAAUGCCCAAUGUGUUAUGGCAAGCCUGGAAUCCUGCAGCUCUCCCCAGCCCGACUAACCCAGGAAUGAGUCUGCCACAGUCCCACCUCAUUCUUUUCUAACCCAAAACUAGAACCUUAAGCAUCAUGACACCUCCUGUUCUUCUCACAGUAAAUGCCAACCUACUGGGUAAGUGGCCUUCAACUGGUACUCCAGGAGCCCUGGGGGCCCCAGGACAACCCUGCUUCCACCUCCAGCCACAGGGACCCAACCCUGGUUUUCUAGAUUGGAUUUACUUAUAAGAUAGUUUUCAAAGAAAGCAUUCCACUAUAUAAAAUUUUUUAAAAAUAUUUUUUUGAGUGCCGUUGUACUUGGCCUCAAAGUGCCCUUGGUGAUGGCCUACCAGCUUUUGAUGAAAUGUGGCAUUAGUCUCCUUCUCUGGGGCACGUGUGGAGAGCUGGCCUGACAUUAGGCCCCCCUCUCACAGGCCUUCGCUCGGAAGGCUGGAGCUGCAGACCAUAACCUAACCUUGUCACUUCUUCCCCAUGUGAUCUGAGGCCUCUUGGAGGCACGGUUUCCUCAUCUGUCCAAGCAAUGACAGCUCUUUUCUCACAGGAUUGUCGAGAAGAGUCACUGAUUCCUUAGUACAGUGCUUGGCACGUGGUAGGUGCUUAGUGUAACCAGCAGCUCGCGUCAUAAAUGGUGCUCUGGCCCUGCUGCUCUGGGUCAGCACAGUCAGUCUUAUAACGGCAGUUCCCCCAUCUGUGCACAGCCCUUUAUUGUUUACAAAGUGCUCUUCCUAAAAGUCAUCCUGUGUGAAAAAAAAAAUGGUUUAAGUCCUUUCAGACCCUACCUUAGAGGAGGCCUAGACUUUGAAGCCUUUUCAGAGUUCCCCUUUUGUUUAAUCAGUGUGCAACCUGGGGGUCCUAAAGCAAGGAGCACACUUCCAACUUCCCCCAAAAGGCCUUGUUUAGAUCGCUGACCGUUAGAGCCAGUGCCCUGGUCUGGCUAACCCACGAGUCCACGGGGGCACGUGCCAAAGGGGCAAAUGAGUGGCCCCCACCAGUAGGCCCCCAAAUCCAGUAUUGUUCAAAGGCCCCAAGGGCCUGAGGAUCUAGCUCAAGUCCAGCUAUUCUAAUCCAGAGGUUUUCAGACAAACAAUAUAUGAGACAAAAGCACAACUACUCAGGUCCAGAGUGGAGUGGAGAUGGAGGUCCACUGUCCUUUCUCUCCAAACCUACCCCACCCCCACUUCCACAAAGGGCAUGCCCAGGGGUGCAAUUUUAGGGUUGGAGGGAGAAGGAAAAUCAGUGUUCUAGACUGAUCUUCUCAUGUUACAGAUGAAUAAACAGACCCACAAACACCAGGGCUGGUGUAGCAGAGCCCUCACAAAGCAGCCUUUAUGGAAGAAAACUGGAUGAAAAAUUUCUUUUACAGCAUUUUACAGAUAAAUUUAUUUGGAUACAUUUUGUUUCCAUUUUUAAAAAUUUUAAAUUAUCAUACCAUAAAAUCAACUUUUUCAUAUGUGCAGUUCUAUGUGUUUUAACACAUUUUGUAACUACCUCCACAGUCAGGAUACAGAGUAGUUCCAUCACCCAAAAAAUUCCCUUAUGCUGCCCCUUUGUAGUCAAGCCUUUGCCCCACCCCAGCAUCUGGCAAACACUGAUCUAUUCUCCAUCCCUAUAUAUUUGCCUUUUCCAGAAUGUCACAUACAUAGAAUCAUAGAGGAUGUAAUCUUCGGACACUGGCUUCUUUCGGUGUAAUAUCUUUGAGAUUCAUACAUGUCACUUUUUACAGCUAAGUAGUAUUCUAUUGUAUGGAUGUACCACAGUUUGUUUUACAUUCACCCAUUGAAGGGUAUUUGGGUCGUUUCUAGUUUUGGGCAAUUUUGAAUAAAAAUUUGUAUAUAGGUUUUUAUGUGAACAUAAGUUUUCAUUUAUCUAGUGUGUAUAUCUUGGAGUGGGAUUGCCAGGUCAUAUGGUAAAGGUUAUAUUUAACUUUACAAAAAACUACCAGACUUCCAGAGUGGCUAUACCAUUUUGUAUUCCACUGUGAGAUCCAGUUUCUCGCCAGUAUUUGGUAUUGCCAAAAUUUUUUAUUGUAGCCAUUCUGAUAGGUGUGUGGUGUUAGCUCAUUGUGGUUUUAAUUUGCAUUUCCCUAAUGGUUAGUGAUGUUGAGCAUCUUUUUGUGUGCUUAAUUGCCUCCCACAUACCAUCUUUGGUGAAGUAUCUAUUCAACUCUUUUGCCCAUUUCUAAAUUGGGUUAGUUUUUCACUGUUGAAUGUCGAGAAUUCUUUAUAAAUUCUGGAUACAAGUCGUUUGUCAGAUAUGGAUUUGUAAAUAUUUUUUCCCAGUCUAGCUUGUCUUUUCAUUCUCUUAAAAGUAUCUUUUGCAGAGCAAAAGUUUUUAAUUUUGAUGAAGUGCCACUUACCAAUUUUUCCUUUUCUGGAUUUGGUAUCAUGUCUAACAACUCUUUGCCUAACCCCAGAUCACAAAGAUUUUCUCUAAUAUUUUAAAGUUUGAGAGUUUAAAUUUUUCACUUAUUUCUAUGAUCCUUUUUUAAAAGGUGUGAGGUUUAGUUUGAGGUUCAUAUUUUUUCAUAUGGAUGUCUAAUGGUUUCGACUCCAUUUGUUGAAGACUGUUCUUUCUCCAUUGAGCUGCCUUUCCCCGUAGGUCUAUUUUUGGACUCUUUAUGUUCUAUUUAAUAUAUGUGUCUUUCUCUUCACUAAUACCACACUAUCUUGAUUACUGUAGCUUUACAGUAAGUCUUAAAAUUGGAUAAUGUGUCUUCCAAUUUUCUUCUUUGUCAAAAAAUUGUUUUGGUUAUUCUAGUUUCUUUGCCUUUCCAUAUAAAUUUUAGAAUAAACUUGUCUAUAUCAACAACAACAAUAAAAAACCUGCUGGCAUUUCGAUUGAAGUUAUGUUAAAUCUAUUGACCAAUUUGAGGAAGAUUCCAUUGAAUCUUCUGAUCCAUGAACACGGUAUGUCUCCCUACUGAUUUAGGUGCUUGAUGUCAUUCAUUAGUGCUUGGUAGUUUUCAGCAUACAGAUCUUAUAUAUUUCAUUAUAUUUAUACUUAAAUAUUUCAUUUGAGGAAGGGCAUUGUAAAAAAUUUUUUUUUAAUUUUGGUUUCCAAUUGUUCAUUGUUAGUAUAUAGAAGUACAAUUAAUUUUGUGUUGCCCUUAUAUCCUGUGACCUUGCUAAAUUCACUUAUUCUAAGAGCAUUUUUGUAGAUUCCUUGGCAAUCUACAUGUAGACAGUCAUGUCAUCUGCAAAUAGAAGUAGUUUAUGUCUUUCUUUCCAAUCUGAAUGCCUUUGAUUUCUUUUUUUUAUUACACUGGCUAGAACUUCCAGGAUGAUGAUGAAUAUGAGUGGUGAGAAUAGACAUUCUUGCCUCGUUCCUGAUUUUAGAAAGUGUUCAGUCUUUUACCAUUAACUAUGAUGUUAGCUACAGGGUUUUUGUAGUUGCCCUUUAUUAGGUUAAGGAAGGGUUGGAAAGUAUUUUCUCCUCUUCUAUUUUCUGGAAGAGAGGUGUGAAUUGGUGUUAUUUUUUCUUUAAAUGUUUGGUAGAAUUCACCAGUGAAACCAUCUGGACCUGGAGAUUUCUGUUUCAGAAGGAUUUAACAAUGAAUUCAUUUCCUUUUAUAGUUAAAGACUAUUCAAGGGGCUGGCCGGGUGGCGUAGUGGUUAGGUUCACGCACUCCACUUCGGCGGCCUGGGGUUCGCCAGUUCGGAUCCUGGGUGCAGACCUACGCACCACCCAUCAAGCCAUGCUGAGGUGGCGUCCCACAUAGAGCAACUAGAAGGAUGUACAACUAUGACACACAACUAUCUACUGGGGCUUUGGGGAGAAAAAAAAAGGA